ACCAUGGACAGCGCUGGAUUGAUGCGAGCAGUGGAUGGGUUGCUGUCCAGCAUUGAAUCGAUCCCAAGUCUGGGAAGCUGAGAUCAUGUCUGUGCAGAGGAUGGCCAUGAAUCUUGUACAAAGUUUGUGCCAGGCUGUGUACUGUGCCAGUACUGAAUGGGUCAGAUGAGCCUGGAGUUCUCUGCACCAGUGCUGGUAACUGAUAUGUUGUUUCUUGUCUGGGGCUGAAUGGAGAUUUUGAUGAGCAAGGUCUUAUUCCUGCUGUUUCUUCUGGGUAAGUUCUCAUGUUACCAGAACUGAGGAUGGAAUGGAACAUCACAGUCACAGCUAAUGGGAGCACGGGGUCAGAUACCCUUAGCAAGCAUCGCAUAUCUGUGUUCAGCGUCCUCAUCUUAACUCUACUGGCUAUGCUGGUAAUUGCCACCUUCCUGUGGAAUGUAUUAGUGCUGGUGACUAUCCUGAGGGUGAGAACUUUCCACCGUGUUCCUCAUAAUCUAGUGGCAUCCAUGGCAAUAUCAGAUGUGAUGGUGGCUGCUUUGGUGAUGCCUCUUAGUUUGGUACAUGAGCUGAAUGACCGGCGGUGGAGGCUGGGGCGGGUGCUCUGCCACAUCUGGAUCUCUUUUGAUGUUCUGUGUUGCACAGCCAGCAUCUGGAAUGUGACAGCUAUUGCCCUGGACAGGUACUGGUCCAUCACCAGACACUUGGAAUACACUUUGAAGACCAGAAAAAGGAUAUCUAACAUUAUGAUCCUGCUGACUUGGCUGUUAUCUGCUGUCAUCUCCUUGUCUCCUCUGUUUGGAUGGGGGGAGACAUAUUCAGAGGUGAAGGAGGAGUGUAAGGUUAGCCAGGAACCCUCUUACACAAUCUUCUCCACCUUUGGAGCCUUUUACCUGCCACUGUGUGUGGUUCUGUUUGUGUACUGGAAAAUCUACAAAGCUGCUAAAUUCAGAAUCGGGUCAAAGAAAACAAACACAAUCACACCCAUGCCAGAAGUGAUUGAGGUCAAAGAAGCAUCCAACCAGCCUCAGAUGGUCUUCACAGUCCGUCAUGCCACUGUCACUUUCCAGACAGAUGGGGACACAUGGAGGGAGCAAAAGGAGAAGCGAGCAGCCCUCAUGGUGGGCAUCCUUAUUGGGGUCUUUGUUCUCUGCUGGAUUCCUUUCUUUAUCACAGAACUUAUUAACCCCCUGUGUUCCUGUGACAUUCCUCCUAUCUGGAAAAGUAUUUUCUUAUGGCUGGGUUACUCAAAUUCUUUCUUCAAUCCACUGAUCUAUACUGCGUUUAAUAAAAAUUAUAACAAUGCAUUUAGAAACUUGUUCUCAAGACAACGGUGACAACCCUUUCUGAAGUCUAAAUGGCCAAGCAUGCAUUAAAAACUAUGUCUUCAUCCAAGGACCCUUGCCUGGCAGUGAUUCCAU
Nanorana parkeri is the source of this 1418-nucleotide messenger RNA. RefSeq names its product 5-hydroxytryptamine receptor 5A (gene HTR5A). Lineage: Eukaryota; Metazoa; Chordata; Amphibia; Anura; Dicroglossidae. Gene Ontology annotation, biological process: adenylate cyclase-activating adrenergic receptor signaling pathway. Gene Ontology annotation, cellular component: plasma membrane. The record is from RefSeq and is a predicted model, not a curated record. Gene Ontology annotation, molecular function: G protein-coupled serotonin receptor activity. The coding region runs from base 285 to 1334 and encodes 349 amino acids. The transcript is spliced from 2 exons.